Molecule: messenger RNA, 3778 nt
Organism: Oncorhynchus tshawytscha (Chinook salmon)
Lineage: Eukaryota; Metazoa; Chordata; Actinopteri; Salmoniformes; Salmonidae
Product: protein shisa-9B-like
Exons: 4
Coding region: 540-2735 (731 amino acids)
Biological process (GO): regulation of AMPA receptor activity; regulation of short-term neuronal synaptic plasticity
Cellular component (GO): AMPA glutamate receptor complex; postsynaptic membrane; dendritic spine membrane
Source: RefSeq, a predicted model, not a curated record
UCAUGUGCGUUUUGGGCUGUCACAGAUUCACCGUCAUUGUUUAACAAUACAUGAAUCUCUCUCUCUCUCUUCGUCGGAAUGCCUCCUCCCCUACUCGCUUUGCGCACCAUGCUCUCUCCCAUCUCAGGUCUGAUUUGCUCACCCGCGCUCAAAUAGCUUGUGCAGUUCUAUCUCCACCGACUCCCAUGCCUGCAACCGCGCUGAUGGGUUUGAAAAUUGAAGUAGCUUAGUUUUGAUAACGUCAUGGAGAAAAUUUUCUAAGAACACCUGUAGAGAGAUUGUGCUCUGAGGAACAAUUCUGAGGACAAUAUCUAUAUACAUUCAACGUUUUAUUUUGAAAAAAUAACCGAAUGAUUUUCUAUACCUUCAUGGAUGACGAGAACAUUCGUGAAAACUCUCACCAACACGGAUGGUAGUGUUCUCUAAAUUGGAUAUAUGUUUCUGGACUUUUAUAAUACCAAGACUGUGCGCUCUUCUUCUUCGAGUCUCUUCUUACAUGCGCUAGAGAAGCUGAAAGGAAGUGGUGGAAGGACAGCACAAUGAGGGGCAAAUACUUUAUACUGGGUUACUUGUUGGUCAAAGUUAUGGCGCUGGUCUGCAAGGCGGACGGAGAACCAGGACAACUGGAGGGCUUUGUCAUGAUGACGACGUGCAACGGAUCCAGGGAGGACGAGGGUGCAAGCUUCUCGGAGCCCCCGCACACGGAGGACAGGUGCCGGGGGUAUUACGAUGUGAUGGGCCAGUGGGACCCGCCGUUCGUUUGUAAAACGGGCGAUUAUCUGUACUGCUGCGGCACCUGUGGCUUUCGGUUCUGCUGCUCCUACAAGACCUCGCGGUUGGAUCAGAGCACAUGUAAAAACUACGACACUCCGGUGUGGAUGAUGACAGGUCAAACCCCGUUUAAGAAAAACGACCUUCGGCACGACCCCACCAAAGAUAAAACUAAUUUAAUCGUGUAUAUCAUCUGUGGAGUAGUGGCUAUCAUGGCACUUGUUGGGAUAUUCACCAAACUCGGCCUGGAAAAGGCGCACCGACCGCAGAGAGAGAAUAUGACUAGGGCUGUCCAGAGUGUGUUACAGGUCGGUUGUCCAGGUGAGCAGUUCCAAGGAGAGGACACCCUCGCCAUGCACGCACAGAACUAUGACACAAGGGCCAACAACCUCCAAGGAGGUCAGAUUAACAACAAUGGGGGUCCAGGUCCCACCAUGGGCCAGCCACACCCCUACCCUUCUCUGAGCCAGCAACGACCUGGGAAGGAACUCAACAAGUACGCCUCUCUCAAGCUCGUGGCGGCCAAGUCCAACGGUGACUUCUACAACAAACCGCGUCUGAUGAUGGAGCUGCCAUCCAAAGGAGGCCUCCCCCUCCAACACAUGAACCCUAUGCGACCUCUUAACCCCAUGACCAACAACGCUAUGUCCCACAACCUAAUGAAUAACCCCACCAUGACCCACAAUCCAAUGAACAACCCCAUGGCCCACAACAACCCCAUGGCCCACAACAAGCCCAUGGCCUACAAUAACCCCAUGGCCCACAACAACCCCAUGGCCCACAACAACCCCAUGGCCCACAACAACCCCAUGGCCCACAACAACCCCAUGGCCCACAACAACCCCAUGCCCCACAACAACCCCAUGCCCCACAACAACCCCAUGCCCCACAUCAACCCCAUGCCCCACAUCAACCCCAUGCCCCACAUCAACCCCAUGCCCCACAUCAACCCCAUGCCCCACAUCAAUCCCAUGGUCCACAACAACCCUAUGGCCCACAACAACCCCAUGCCCCACAACAGCUCCAUGCUCCACAACAACCCCAUGCCCCACAACAACCCCAUGCCCCACAUCAAACCCAUGUCCCACACCAAACCCAUGUCCCACAACAAAACUAUGUCCCACAUCAAGCCGAUGUCCCACAUCAACCCCAUGGCCCACAACAACCCCAUGGCCCACAACAACCCCAUGGCGCACAACAACCCCAUGGCCCACAAUAACCCCAUGGCCCACAACAACCCCAUGGCCCAAAACAACUCCAUGGCCCACAACAACCCCAUGGCUCACAACAACUCCAUGGCCCACAACAACUCCAUGGCCCACAACAACCCCAUGGCCCACAACAACCCCGUGGCCCACAACAACCCCAUGGCCCACAACAACCCCAUGGCCCACAACAACCCCAUGGCGCACAACAACCCUUUGAGUCCCAUCAGCACCCUGGGUUCCCUGGGCCCCAAGCCAGUGGCCACCUACAUCACAGAGAUGCCCAGCAGUUUGCCCAUCCUAUCCAGCACCUACCAGGGCUCCACCAUGCUGACCGCACCCAAGCAGAACGGACAGAAGACCCAAAGACUCAGCAACAGUGGUGACAGGCUCAGUAAUAAAGGUCCAGGAGCCAUGACCAUGUCCAGCAUGACUAGAACGGGGACUUUCCCGGGGCCUCACCACCACACCGGGACGGUUCCUGGUCCUCACCACCAACAACACCACCAAUAUCAGCAGCAACAACACCACUCACUGGCCUACAGCUCCCACACCAUCGCAGCCCCCAGGGGGCCGAAGGGCUGGGACGGGACUGAAACGAUGGGUAGGAGGAAGGGUUACGGCUCCAAGAGGCCCCAGUGCACGGUGGAGCAGACCAAUGAGCUGCUCAGUCAGUCCCGCUCCCAGAGCCACAGUCAGCACUUCCUGCCCACUCAGCCUUACUUUGUGACCAACAGUAAGACGGAGGUGACUGUGUGAGAGAGUGGGAGAGGGGGACGAUAGUCUCCAAAGCAGAGUCACCUAUUAGGCAGAGCGGGAGAGGACAGAGAUGGUGGUGUGUAAGGCCCUGGUUGUGGUGUGUCCUGGUAGUGGGGGCCAGAACAGAGCACCCUGGUGGUGUGGCAGUGUGCUUGCAUUUGUCGUCCAGUAUGAGUGGAUCCCUGCACAAGUGACUGUCAGUCAAUCCUACACAGACCCUCAGUCAGGAGAGGGGGGCGGGAUGGUAUAUCCAUGACAACGUCGAACAGAAGUAUCCAAUUCAUUGUGUGUGUUAUAAUAUCUCCUGUGUAAUGGUAACAUAAUCAACCAAUUACAGUGAACCGUGAAUACAGCAACAGCAAAAGAAAGCAUGAGAUUGCCAUGGAUUGCGUUACCAAAUCCGACAAGCAAUAUGAGAUCUAUGGACACCGCAAUGGCUGGGGCUAAAACAUUGAGCAGGGAAACAUCAAACUGUGGGGAAGGAAAGGACAUUCAUUAAAGCGGCUCUCUCUUACAAAGCCAUUUAAUUGGUCACAGUUUUAGGGCUAUGGGUUAUGGGCUUUGGACUACGAACAUUAUGGGCUUUCUUCUGCUCUUGUAACCUUGAAACUCACUCGGUCGUCAACACAUUCUGGAGAUUAUUGUCCUGUAUAUUUGAAGAACAGUACUUGAUCACUGCUGGCCCGAAGGCAAGGAGGCAAAAGCAUCAUCUGGAGGAUAGUACUGUACUCCUGAAAAACGCAUCCGUCCUAAUGCUGUUCACACAGAGAAUCACAGAGAAUCUGUGAUCCAAUAUUUAAAAAUGUGACUACAGACCAUGGCCAGUUGUAGUGAUACAGCCAUCUUUUUACAUGUCCCUUUUUCUCUCUCUUUCAUUCUAUCUAUCCCUCUUAGAAAAGACAAACUUCAGGUAAAGAAAAUGUAAAGAGAGAGCUAAAUGUGGUUCUGAAUCAAUUCUGUUCUACGGUGUUUGGCGAGGCCCUGAAGUGUCAUCCCUCAUGUGUAUUAUUGCUACAGAAUAUUGUGAUUAAUACAAUGUGCCA